GCUUCGCCUCACGUCAUUAUUGCACUUGGAUUUGGUACAUGUAUUUUUUUGCUAGUGGAAAAUAGUAAGAUUUUUACGCACUUUUUCACUUAGAUUUUGUUUUUAUAAAACGUGAUUUAUUUUAUUUAUAAUAAUUUGGUAAAAUGGGAAAUAAAAAACAAAAACUAUCCAAAGUGAAAAAAAAUAGAGGAAAUGUUUCAUCACUUUUAAAUUGGCAAACUCAUCGCAUACAAAAAACAGAUAACACCGAUAGUUUGACUAUUCCAAUUGAAGGUCAAAAUAACGAGUAUGUAGAACAAAGUAGUAUUGAAUUAAUAAAUACCGAUGAUAUAGAAAUAGGUUGCAAUAUAUUAUCUCCGUCGACAUCAAAUAUUAAUCACAAUAUACUUGAUUCGAAGUAUAAAUUGCUUGUGACAAAUACAAAUGAAAAUAAACAAGUACAGUAAGUAAAUAAUCUUUAUACC
Messenger RNA from Rhopalosiphum padi (bird cherry-oat aphid), 464 nucleotides. RefSeq lists its product as uncharacterized. NCBI's taxonomy places the organism in Eukaryota, Metazoa, Arthropoda, Insecta, Hemiptera, Aphididae. The transcript is spliced from 3 exons. The record is from RefSeq and is a predicted model, not a curated record. The coding region runs from base 144 to 446 and encodes 100 amino acids.